UACGCUGUCAAUCACCCCAAGUCCACAACAACCUAGCCCAUAACCGAAGCAUUUAAGAAUAGCUUGAAUUGUUAAAGUCGGAGCAAAGAAUACCAGUUGGGAAGGAAGAUGAGCGUGUGGAAGCAUUUAGCGCUGUUGGGGAGAGCCAAUUCGAAGGAAUCAAUAGAAUAUAUACUUGAAGCUCUGUGGAGAACUCGUAAGACUGGCCUUGACGCCGCUGACCGCCAAAUAUUCGGCGAAAUGCUUCAACUUUCUAAUGAUUCUGACCUCGACCCUCUUCUGGUGUGCCUUCGUAUUUUGAUUCGCAAAUGUGUUUAUGAGAAUGCCAAGAAGGAUGAAAUGCAAAAGUUGUUUCCUGCUGAGGUUCAACCCGAAUUACAAAGGUUAUUAACACUUCUACUGCAAAAAUUUCAAAAGGAGUGGCGGGAAGAUAUAGCUAAAGAAGAUACAGCUAAUGACCGGGUCAUCCUGCCUCAACUGAGAGCAAUGAUGUGGACCAGGGGAAAUGAGCGCAGUGAAAUUGGAGACCCUGCAGCAAUUACAAAUUUAAAGGUGCAAAUAUCAGAUAGAUCGUAGAUGUGUACCCCAACAAACAAAUGUGGUAUAAUUCUCUACUGUCCCUGACUAGAAGGGGAGAUAUCGACCUUUAUAAGUACAGUUGUUCAUAUCGGCAUGGCUCAGUUAAGUUGUUUGUCAGACCGUCAAGCAGUGCAAAUCUGAGUUUACUUGAUUAAUCCCAUGUACAUGGAGGAGACUCUGAUCUGCAAACUUUUUUGGGGAUAGAGGAAAAUGUUGAGUGGACCAAGUCUAUAUGGUUUGUCCGACUCUAUAAGUUCAUUCUAUUCUAUCGACUAUCUAGUUUUUCAAUGUGGAUUUAUUUCCAUUUCAUGUCCCGCAUGUUGGUAUUGUUCUAAUACCAAAUAUUAGAAGAAAGCAAAGUAGAAAAGAUAAAGAACUGCUAGAUUUCAAAAUCUUGCACCUGUCUACUACGGAUUUCAGGUUGAGCUAUACGUUGCCCAUUUCUUUGAAUCUGUUUAGGUUUCUUAUUUCUUUGGUCAAUAGAUGAUUGUUCAGAUUUGCAGCGUUA
Nicotiana tabacum (common tobacco) is the source of this 1087-nucleotide messenger RNA. The record is from RefSeq and is a predicted model, not a curated record. Lineage: Eukaryota; Viridiplantae; Streptophyta; Magnoliopsida; Solanales; Solanaceae.